This is a messenger RNA of Phyllotreta striolata, 7057 nucleotides long. NCBI's taxonomy places the organism in Eukaryota, Metazoa, Arthropoda, Insecta, Coleoptera, Chrysomelidae. The record is from the annotation of a GenBank genome assembly.
AUACGGGGUCGCAGCAACAACCCCCGCGUUAUGAUAACCACGGGAGUGCUAUCACAGCAGUGAAUGCGGGGAGAUGCUAGUCAGUUCUGACCUAUGUCUAUCAGGAGUUUACAUCGACGGGUGUCUGGACCCGGGGGAUAUGUGCAGCACUUCCACAGCCAAAACGGAGAGAAAACUUUGCUUAUCACAAAGGCUAGGUCAGCAGAGCAGUCGGUCAUAUGGAGGGACGGCGGAGCGGACAACGUCGUCGGCGGCGUCGGAGGCGGCGAAAGACGCGGCGGUGGUGGUGGCGGUGGCGGUGGGGGCGGCUCCAGACGCGCGCCCAGCUUGCGCCUAGCGAACGGCCGCGUGGCCGCCGCACAGUCCGAAGAAGAGAUCCGAACGCCGCCGCCGCAUUGCCGCCUCGCCAAAGAUGACUCGAUCAAGAUCAGCAUCGAGAACACCAACACGUGCACCGACUCCCUGGUGACGGCCAUCGACGACGAAACGUUACUCAUCACGGACCUAUCCAACGACAUGAAUUACAAGGGCAGCGGCAAGGUGCACUUCGACGAUGUGUCGUUGUACGGGACGCCGAAAGAGGAGCCCGGCCCGACGCCGCUGGGCUCCGCAGAAGCCGGCAAACAGAGCUUCAUCAAGAACCAAUUGCAGGCCCUUUUCCAGCCCACCGACAACAAAUUGGCGAUGAAGCUGUUCGGCUCGAAGAAGGCGCUGAUGAAGGAGAGGAUCAGGCAGAAGGCCGCCGGCCAUUGGGUCAUACAUCCUUGCUCCAGCUUCCGAUUUUACUGGGACUUGUGCAUGUUGCUGUUAUUGGUGGCGAAUUUGAUCAUCCUGCCUGUAGCGAUAAGUUUCUUCAACGACGACUUGAGCACGCGGUGGAUUGCCUUCAACUGUCUGUCCGAUACAAUUUUUUUAAUCGACAUUGUUGUGAACUUUAGAACGGGUAUUAUGCAACAAGACAAUGCCGAGCAAGUCAUAUUAGAUCCGAAACUUAUAGCUAAGCAUUACUUGAGGACGUGGUUCUUCCUCGACCUGAUUUCGUCCAUUCCCUUAGAUUAUAUAUUUUUAAUAUUCAACCAAUUUUUAAAUAUGGCCAGCGUCUUUAUGAGGAUAUUCAACUUAAUUUGUAUGAUGCUUCUUAUCGGUCACUGGUCGGGCUGCUUGCAAUUUUUAGUGCCCAUGCUGCAGGGAUUCCCGCCGAAUUCUUGGGUUGCCAUCAACGAACUGCAGGAAGUGUCUUGGUUAGAGCAAUACUCCUGGGCCCUGUUCAAGGCCAUGUCCCACAUGCUUUGCAUUGGGUACGGGAGGUUCCCGCCCCAGUCUCUGACGGACAUGUGGCUGACGAUGCUGUCCAUGAUAUCCGGCGCCACCUGUUAUGCCUUAUUCUUGGGUCACGCGACCAAUUUGAUACAGAGCUUGGACUCGUCCAGGAGGCAGUACAGAGAAAAGCAAGUGGAGGAGUACAUGGCGUACCGGAAGCUGCCGCGCGAGAUGCGCCAGCGCAUCACCGAGUACUUCGAGCACCGCUACCAGGGCAAGUUCUUCGACGAGGAGUGCAUCCUGGGCGAGCUCUCGGAGAAGCUGCGCGAGGACGUCAUCAACUACAACUGCCGCUCCCUGGUGGCGUCGGUGCCGUUCUUCGCCAACGCCGACUCCAAUUUCGUCUCCGACGUCGUUACUAAGCUGAAAUAUGAAGUCUUCCAACCUGGUGAUAUUAUUAUAAAGGAAGGAACCAUCGGUUCCAAGAUGUACUUCAUACAAGAAGGUAUAGUCGACAUCGUGAUGGCUAACGGGGAGGUGGCGACCAGCCUGAGCGACGGCUCCUACUUCGGUGAGAUCUGUCUGCUGACGAACGCCCGCAGGGUGGCGUCCGUCAGGGCGGAGACCUAUUGUAAUUUGUUUUCGUUAUCCGUGGAUCAUUUCAACGCUGUACUCGAUCAGUACCCGCUGAUGCGUCGCACAAUGGAAUCGGUCGCUGCGGAGAGGUCAGUGCGUUGGCUAAACAAAAUAGGCAAAAACCCGAACCUCCUGGUGCACCGAGAAGAAGACCUCGGCAGCGAAAGCAAGACCAUCAACGCCGUGGUGAACGCCCUCGCCGCCGAAGCGGAUAAUGUAAAUAUGUCCAACGAAUCAAUGUCGCGGCUCCAUUCCAGCGACAGGGACCUGCGCGAGAUUGGCUGGAACCUGCAGAAGCUGACGUUGCCCAGGCCGAAGUCGGAGAACAACUUCGCCUCGCAGGACAUGUCGCUGUUCAGGAGCAGCGAGAACAACGGGCGGAUAUCGUUCCACAAAUCCGAUACGUUCCACAAGGAGUCGAGCCUGCAAUGACGGCACUCCACGCACUAGUGUUCAGUGUUGUCGGAGCAACUGUGCCAGAUGCCAGUGCUGACUGUGGCCACAGCGGCACUGAUUCUGCGCACGGACCACCAUUGAUCUGGCUAUACACUGCGCUAGUGCGUGCGAUAACGCAAAAGGUGUUUUAUUUUCACGUUGUUUUCGAAGCAAGUGAUAGCGGACACUUCGCUAGAAUUGUGCAAUAUUAGAACUAUAAAGUUUAGCUUUAAUAAUUUAGGUGCUCAACAAAUUUAUAUUGGAUAUUAAAGACUACACAAACCCGGUUUUUGGGCACUCCCCGUUCUUGAUUUUGCGUUUGCCUGUUUAGAUGACUGAGACAGUGAUGAUUUUGUGAACGUCAUCAAUUUUUAUUAGUGUAUAUUUAAAAAACUCGUUUUGAAGCAAUACGGCUGGAUUUGUGAUUAAAUAAAAAUUUAAAUAUACAAACGAAUGGGAAACUUAGCGAACCUGUUUUAGCAAAAAAUAUUAUUGAUUCUAUCUCGUUUAUUUCUAUUUUUUAAAGUAAUAAAAUUACAUAUCCGAAUAUUUUUUAUUCUCGUUUUGUAAGAAAUAUUAUUUUAAUAGAUGCGUUUUAAUCUUAUAAAUUUUUCAAGAUAAAUAUGCCUGCAGUCUGACUAAGUAUAAAUAACAUAGAAGCUGCAUUAAUGAAACCCCUGCAAUAAAGCCUGCACAAUUAUUGUAACGUAAUAGCAAAGUACGAAUAAAAACCCUCUUGAUAUAUUACCCUACAAACUUGUAAAUACGGAAGCAUUUUAUAAAUUAAAAACAGGACGUAUAUUGUAAACGCAAUGAAAUACUAGAAAAAUGCACAUUACAAAGUUAUGCUUAAUGAUAAUUUUAUAGGCAAAUAUUUUAUUUCUCUUGUAAAAAGUAAACGUGGAAACCAUUUAUUUAAAACUCGGGCCAAAGACAUAAAGGUGGUUUUGUCUUUACCUUCGGUUUUAUUCGGAAAAAAGCAUUAGGAAUUGAAAAAUUGAAAUAACGUCAAUUUAACGCUGAAGAAAUCAAUAUUUUAUAAAAACCGAAAAUAUUAAAGAACGAAAGUUUGUUAACAAGGCAACUGGCACGACAUACAACUCAUACAAGUGCCCGAAAUAUCUAUUUUUAAUUACCCAUUUUCUACCUAGCAACUAUCCAAUGUAAUUUCCUCUUCACGUUUACUUUUUCAACAAUCUCUUACCAUCGCCAUUCCUAAAACAAUAACAUAUCCGGAGCGAACGAAACUAUUUUGUAAUUGGAAAUUUAUAAUGAAAUUUCGGUAAUUUUCCCUGUUGAAAUUUUCUAGUCUAGUUAAUCCGAAUGGGAUGGUGGAGAUUUUAAUUGUGAAAAUGCAACCAGAAACCGCGGUUCUACGAAACGUGCAACGGCUCUACGUUAAGAAAAUGAACAUUCCUGCGGUAUGAAAUACAUUAGAAACCAAAAAGUAGGUUAGGCCUAAUGUUUUUCUUAGAUAAGGAGUUCAAAUGUACCUAUGACGCCGCAGGAACGAAACGCAAAGAUGUGCUUUCUUCUAUGAUAAACGAGAGGAAUAAGUCAACAUGGAAAAGUUAUUUUUCUACCAGGAUAAUCAAAAAGUUCUUACCCAACCCGUUAAGCUCUAUAAAUUUGUUUUAUGAGUUUAUUAAGCAAUUUAAAAAGUGCCAAAUACUACGAACACUUUUGCAAUUCGAAAUUAAUAUUAUCUACAAUUUAAAUUUAAAUACUCGUUGAUAAAGAAAUGAAAAAAUACUAUUAAAGGUAGUGAACUUUUUGAAUAUUCCAUCUGUUAUUCCCCUCUUUGCUUUUCAUUGAAAGUAGCCACUUUUCAUAUCAAUCACCCGAUCAAGCAAAAAAUCAAACAAAAUUGAUGCAUAUUUCAAAACCUGCGUGAUGGGAUAUUGAAAGAUCCAGGUGAUUGGCAUGACUGAACAACUUUAUAAAUUACAUUUAAAGAAGGGACUCUUCACAUUAGCUGUGAUCUACAAUACGGACGUCUGAAAAUGGUCUACUUUUCGUUCGAGAUUUCAAUGUUAAAAAUCGAUUUGUAAUUCUUUUAGCUGUCAUACGCUUGCGAUAUUUUUGAAUUGAACAAUUAGAAUGUAAGUUAAAAGAACACGAGGUAUCGAGAUUUCGCUUGUUUCGUAUUUAGAUAUUUUAUAUUUUUCGAGUGACUUGUAGAAUAUUUUGUUCGUUACGACUUCGACUAAAGAGCACAAGAAUUCCUACAAUUUUCAUGAAUUUAGGGUUGUUUUUCGAAUAUUUAUAGUGCUCUACGAGUCGAGUUAGCGUAUUAGUUAUCGGACGAAGAGGUCCGAUGGCGCUCACUUUAAAGCAAUAGUUCAAUUGAAUCAAACUACUGGCAGAAGAAACAAAUUAUUUUCGAAAUGCAAUACUUGUGAUGUAUUAUUAAAGUUGCUUUAUAUCAUCGAUUUGAUAAUAGAAAAACUUUUAAGGGUGCAUUGAAAACGAUAAUAAUUAAAUCAAAAUGUAUCAAUAUUUAAAUAGUUAUUUAUAUAAUUUCAAUUAUUAUAUUCAACUCCAUGGAAUAAUUAUUUUAUGCUAUGUCCACUAUUUUCUUGGGACCAAUUUUUUACUUAUUCUAAUUUUUUGUCAACAAAAACAGUACCUACUUUUAAAUUGCUAAACGCAAUGAAUUCUCAAUAGAAUUAUCUACGAAUUAUAAAAAAUUUGCUCAUUCAUCUAAAAUUCAAUUGACCGGAAAUCAAUUAUCGUUUUUAAUGAGCCCAAAAAUGAUUCGUUUCACUGCGUACUUCAUAAUUUCAUUGUAAAUAUUUAGAUAAAAACAGGAUUAGCUAAUGUUGUAAUUAAGUAAGUUUUUUCUAAUCUGCAAAACGGUAUUAUUUUCUAUAUUAGUCACUCGCCAUUGGUACGCAAAUUGACUUCAGUAAUCAAAAAUCAUCUGAAUUUUAAAUCAUUGUAGUGCAAUUAUUAAAAGAUAGUUAAAAUUUCGGGUGCGGGAUGCUCGAAAUUGAUGAGUGAUAUUUGUUUUAAAUAAUGUACAGUGAUUUUUUAAAUGUAGAUGACUGAAGUAUCAAUAUAAGUAAAAUGUAUGUGUCAUUUUAGUUACGUCUACGGGAUGUUGCAACUGUGAAAGGACUGAAGAACGCUCGAUUUUAUACGAAACAUUGUCUUUGAUAAUUUAAAGAGUAUAGGAAUCGUUAAAGUAAUAAUUAACUUCAUCAUCUAAUAAAUCAGUUAUGCACGGAACGUGUAUUGAGAAAUUUAAAUUUUGAACUUCUACAUAUAUAUUUUUCAUUAAUAAAAUUGUAUACGUAAAAACUAAAAAACCCACAUGAGAUACUGUGUGUCACAGUGCAACAUAACUAGUACUACCUAUUUAAAUAUAUAGAUUGUAAAGAAAUAAUAUCAAUUAUAUCAUUCUUUUAAUUUUAUAGAUUUCACAAUUUUGCCAUGAUGAAAUCCUAGCAUAGACUGAAAAAUAAAUUGAGAUGCUUUAUUAAAUAUGACAUGUAGAGUAAAGAAAAUAUAUGAGAAGUUAUAGAAAAAAAAUCAAAAGGUUUUCUUAAGAUAACUGGACUUGUUAAUAAUAAUUAAAAAAAUAUGUAAGUUCUAAUUGAAGUAGGCAUUCUAUACAGGGUUCUAAAGAAUUAAUAUGUAUAAGGACUGUGAGGAAUUUUGCAAAUUUUCAAAUGUAUAAUUAAAUGUUUAGUCAAGUAUUUUUUUAAUUAAUCGUAAAUCGACUAUUUUAAUUAUCUUUUCCCAUUCGCUCUAGUUUAAUUAUGAUAGUUAAUAAAAAAUGAAUUACUCAAUCAAAUACAGCUUUUUUCAAAAAAAAAAAAAUCUUUCAAAAAACUCUUCAAUAAGACAAUCUGCGUUUGAUUUGCAUCUCUUUGAAACGAAUCUUUUUAUACGGACGCAUUCUUGAAUAGGAGUUAAUUAAAAACCUCAACACUACCUCGUAGACAAGUAUUGAAUAUUUUAAGAAAACCUUGGUUUAGUUGUAAAAGUAAUAAAUUCACAUAGUUUAUAAACUAGCCGUUCUAUGAAAUUUUUUGUUAUAUUUUUACCGAAAGUGCUCAUAUGCUGUUAUCAUGUCUAGAGAGUAUGUUUAUGUAGACUAAAACGAGAGAAGCUAUAAUAUAACAUGUUUGGGUUUACAGCACAUUAUUAAAUUCCGACUUUUAAAAGUAAAAAUGUAAUGUCAAAUGUUACAAAAAAUGUUUAAGAUAAUCAAUUUAAAACCGAUUACCCAUAUUAAAUUAAUCAAACAAGCAUUUCGAAAUGGCUUUUUUACUUUUAAAAUUCAGAAACUUUUAUCUACUGUGGAAUUUUAGUAGCAACAUAACAGUGCAAAAAAACCAUUUAAAUAAAUAAUAAAAUUAAUUAAACCAUUAACAUUGGCGUUACAGCAAAAUGCGGAUUAAAAAAAUAAUCCGCCUGAUUAAUUACAGUUUACAGGUAAAAUUAUGCGUUAAAAUGUUGUCUUCGGUAAAUGUACCUGCGCAAUACUAAAUAUGUGAUCUCUAAAUGAUGUUUCAGAUAAAAAUUGGAUAUAAUUUUAGUUUAACUUUUCAGUAUAACAAAAAAAUGUUGUAAAUAACUGUAGAAAGUGCCUCUUUUCAAUUGCGCAUUGCUACUCUCUUGGUCAACUAUUAGAGGUGUAAUAUCAAUUAAUUUAAUGUUUCAACUGUUGUUAAAAUUUGGUUUUAAAUAAAGCUGCAUUUUUACAAAAAAAAUAUAA